Rodentolepis nana is the source of this 273-nucleotide messenger RNA. Lineage: Eukaryota; Metazoa; Platyhelminthes; Cestoda; Cyclophyllidea; Hymenolepididae. The record is from the annotation of a GenBank genome assembly.
AUGGCUUUGUCACCAUCCCAACGCCCUUCUGACACCUCUUCUAUACCAACAAUGAAAACUUGCAUUGUUUUAAUUGCUUUGGAUGAAAACUUGCGUCGAAGUCGAGUAGAUGGAGUUCCAACUGCUUGGAAUCACUUUUACGAAAUGAGAGCUUUGCAGAUCUUCUACGAUGCCUGCUACAAAAUUGGGGGGUCAAUUCUAGUCUACAAGAUGUCAAAUGUCUGUAAGGAGGGAAUGUUGGUCUCAUUCAAUGUGUGCAACAGCAACAACUAG